CUUCCGUUUUUCACACAUAUGGAUCACUCUCCUAGCGCGGUUAUGCUUAGCUUGGAAGGUCUUCAUAGAAACAUCAUACACUGAAGAAUAUAAGAUGCAUAGUAAAUGUACAGCAGUAAGUAAUAUAGAAAGGAAAUGAAACUAAGUAAAUAAUGAACAAAGAUCACAAAUAAAAGCAUCAAUUUUGGUACGCAUGCUAGGAUACAUAGUUAUUUUGCCAAUCGAAUCACCGAACUUCAAGACCGUGAUUAGCUUAGUGGUGGCAAAAGUUUUAUUUAUGCAUCCGGAUACUGAAACACAACAUUCAUUGAACUACAUAGUUGAACGCAAACUAUCAACUCCAAGAAUAAAUAAAUCAUAACACAGCAUACAAAGAAGAAGAGCCAAAGGGGUACAAAACAAAGUUCUUAACCUCAAAAUAAGUUUCAUAAUCACACCAAGCCCAAGCAAAAUACAGUGAUAGCAUAGGAACCCGCAAGUAAGCAUUACCUUCUUGCCUGUUCUGCAUGUACAGAUUUAGUGAUGGUACUCUCAGUUCAAACGUUAAAGGUUUGUAGGUGCUUGAGUAUGGAUAUGCAUUUUACUUUAGAAAACAGAAAUCACCCUAACCCACAACAACUAAUGUAGAGACACAAAGGUUUCACAAUUCCAGCUAGCUGUAUGCGAGAUGUAAAAACUCAAUGGAUCAAAUAUUCAAUCCAAACUCCUUGAUCCAUCCCAACUACUGAACAUUAAUAGCACCAAUAUCAUAAACGGUCACCACAACUGCUGCAAUUCCCUACCACCACCCAAAAGCAGCACAUAGAUAAUAGAGAAGAAAAGAACAACAUACUUGGGACUGAAACAACACGCACUCCAUGCAACCGUCGUACUCCCAAAAUAAACUUCCUUCUCCUCCUAGCUAAAGUUGCAAUAUGGCGAUCAACACGACCGAGUCGAUAUUUCAACUUUAAUAUAACUAUUAUCAAGAAGGUAAACAGGGAAGAACAUCUACAAAUCAAGUCACUGUAUACCGAGAAAGAAUUUCCUUUGCUGUGCAAUCAGAUCAGCAGUAUAUAAUACGCAUGGAGAAGAAAAUGAAUAUGUUCACAGUCCUAAGAAUUUGAGAUCAAAUUCACUUACCACCCUCAAUUCGCAGCCUCUCUGCGUCAACUUCAGCAAGUGUCGGACUUUCAGGAGAGAUACAAAUAGCUCUUCCUUUCCCUAACAAACACACAAUGAAAUAUAUGGUUCAAAGUACGCUUCAACGCAGAAUCUACAUUACUUUGAAUCUAAAAAAACCCUAACAAAGUACGUCAAGAGUAAAUUACAUCGAAUAAGACCAGGUUUAGACUUCAAUGGAGGCUGAUUUGAGGCAAAAGAAGGUUCCUCACGCUGACGCUUAGGCCUCAUUGCUGCAUAGCCAAACGAAAACCAAUAGCCAGAUAAGUAAGCUAAUGACAAUGAUGCAAAGAUAAAAGGAUGGAAAGGAAAACAAAAGGCUGCAUUACUCUUCUUCCAAUUCUGCUAUGUUAACUAACUUUUGGAGAUGAGUUUGACCUUACUAAAAUUGGACUUUAAUCCUCUAAUACAGGAUCACUAUGAUUUGAUGCAAAAUGGAUACUCCAACAAAAGGUAGAAGCUGAUUCCAACUAAUUGGUUAUCAGUUUCAACGCAUACCCAAAUAAAGCUUGCUGGUGAGAGCAAAAUGCACCGACAGACAACCACGGAGAGCAGGAAGCAAUGGAGACGGGAGUCCUAGCCUCAAAUACACCAAACAGUCAACAACAAUACCCAGCCCACUUGCAAGUCAGAGCACCAAACACCAAACAUAGGACAGCUCGGAGAAAUCAAAGCGGUAUGUUGAGUGCGACUUGAAGAUAUGUUCCCCGACCUGUAGCUUGAAGAGAUGCGCAGACCAAGGGCCGGAAUAAUUUCCAAUUUGGAAAUUGGCACCAAAGAAAGACGGUCAGAAAGAUUUGGUUGGGAAGAAUGCGACAGAUUUUGCGUCGCUUUCAACCACCAAACACAACCAAGUUCAGAAAAGGAUUCGGGAUGCAAUACCUGGAUGAUUAGGGAACCCGCUUCUUCUUCCCCAUCAAACCCCGACCCGCAGUUUCUUGAUGGUUGCUAUUCCCUUUGAAACGAACAUAGAAAUCUGCGAAUCGGAUUAGAAAGGGAGUGAGAUUUAAUUACUUUGGGAGCGGUGUUGAGGGUCAGGCGAGGAUAGCGGUACCUGCGGUGGCAAGGGCUGCCGUGAGCUUUCCAGGAGUACGGGAGACAAUCGAUCGAAGAGUGAGAUGAGGUAUGAGCGAGCACAAUGGUUUGCUUGCUCGACGUCGAGAUUUGAAACGGGACUUUCAAGGGCAACUAAUUGGGGGAGAAGAAUUGCAAGAUUAGCGGUGAUAUGUUCGGCUGGAACACAAAAAGAGAGAAGAGAAGAGCUGUGGAAGGCAAGGGAGAUCCUCGGCAGUGAGCGGCGGCGGUGGCGUGGAAGAUGAUCGCUUCCUGGUAAAAGAUUGGAAGACUGAAACAAAUUGAAGAGAUAGGUUAGGAAUUUCCACAAAAGCCCCUCCGAAUUGUGCGGCCAUUUCAGGAGAGGCUGACGUGGCAAAUGCUGCUUUUUGACAUUGGCUUAUAAUUUUUUGUAGAUGUGUAGAUAUACUAAAGUUCUUAAUCAAUACUGGAAUAAAAUAAAAAUUUCAAAUACACCCUAAACUAUCUAUUUCUAACAGCCAAGUCCCAUGCGUUCCUUCCUCGCACAAAGGACACUGAUCGAUCAUGUCGAAAUCCGAAAACGAAACGCGGCGGUUUCUAUGCGAAUGUGCGCCGGCCGGCCACAUGACUCAUCUAAAGAUUACAUUACAUAGGUAAAUGGGGGUGUUCAAGUCGGUCAAAAGAGCAGAGUCUGAGAUUCCUCCACCACCACCAUAAAAUAACAAAACCCUAAUACAAAAGAACAAAACAUAUCACAGAGCUAGAGAUUCCUCAAUUAGCCGCCGCGGCAAGCUCGCUAACGUACCACUUGGGCUUCUUUCCUCUUUUCUCCCUACAAAACAGCAUCCUCUUAAUUACCUCUCUAUUUGGUGCAUGUGGGAACCAGGAAGCCGACGAUGAGUCAUAAGUUGAUUGAUGGUCUUGUGACGACGAUGGUGGUAAUGUUGAUGCUCUCUCCUGCAGCAAAUGGUAGAGCUGCAGCUGGAGUCGUAUCAUCGAUCGAGAACGAAACGCCGACGCCCUCACCGAUGCCUACCGCGAUGAUCGCAACGACUUCUUCCCCGUUGCUUGUUCACCCGGCUGUGGAGUACUGGUGCUGGCAAUGCUGCUGUGUGAUCACCAUCGGAAUGGGGGACUGUUGUUUGGAUCAUGAUUGAAAGAUCAAAGUCAGAUCAAAGUUUCUCAAUUAUUACGGAAGCUUUACAUAAUAAAUUUGAUCAGUACGUGCGUGUGACUGAUACAUAAGAAAUAAAUAUCCACUCAACUUUCCUAUGUAUGUAUUUUAAUAACUAUUAUAAAACGGUGUUACAUAUAAUUUUCUAUAACACGUGGUCUAAUAAUAAAAUCAAGUUAUUAUAUAACGAUGCGAUGCUACUUUGCAAGAAGCAGCUUGAUGUAUAUUGGUAACAGCCAUACAACACAAAGAAAGCAGAGUUAUUUUGUGGGCUUUCAAGUAUCGAACCUGGAUCGUGUAAAGGGACUCGAGUGACCACGUGAUAUAUGUGUGCCCUUCUGACGGCCGACAACAAUGUUUCUCGGUUUUUCAUUUCAUGCUUUACUGUUUACCUUCUUACCUCCAUAAGCUGCCAUUCUUGUCUCAACUUCAUAUAUAUUGGUGUUGUGCCGCGCUUUGCAGCGGCAUUCCACAGUCUUUAGAGAUCUCGUUUGCUAGCUCGUGUUUAUGCUGCAAUGUGAUUAUAUUCAAAGUUCCAUGAUAAUCAAUAUUCCCUAGUUUGACAAUAAAGAUAGUGUUAUGGA
This is a messenger RNA of Linum trigynum, 3954 nucleotides long. NCBI's taxonomy places the organism in Eukaryota, Viridiplantae, Streptophyta, Magnoliopsida, Malpighiales, Linaceae. The record is from the annotation of a GenBank genome assembly.